This is a messenger RNA of Penicillium angulare, 1092 nucleotides long. RefSeq lists its product as uncharacterized. The record is from RefSeq and is a predicted model, not a curated record. Bases 1 to 1092 code for a protein of 363 amino acids. Gene Ontology annotation, molecular function: oxidoreductase activity. The transcript has 3 exons. Lineage: Eukaryota; Fungi; Ascomycota; Eurotiomycetes; Eurotiales; Aspergillaceae.
AUGGUACACAUGACAAACCACGAUGCCUGGGCAAUCCAGAAAACAAUUUUACAAAUGGAAUUUCCAUUUAUUGUUUUGAAGUCGCUUCAAUUUGCAUUAUUUCGAACAUACGGCAUACCCACAAUUUCAACUCUCCUUCUAAAAACCUCACAACUCUCCGACUCUACAACCUCAUUCAAAAGAUAUGCGGACACAGGUACUUUGAUUGGAGAGUUCAUGGCCUUCGAACCCAGUUCAGAAAGAUCACAAACCGCCAUCGCGCGCACAAAGUACCUCCACAAAGGAUACCGAGCAAGCGGCAAAAUUCUAGAAGAUGACAUGCUCUAUACAUUAAGUCUGUUUGCAUUGGAACCAAUCCGCUUUGUGAAAUUGUUCGAAUGGCGCGAGAUGACAGAAAUGGAACGUUGCGCAGUAGGCACAUACUGGAAGAGUCUCGGAGAUGCCCUGGGGAUCAGCUACGAGGUACUUCCAUCAGGCAAGAACGGAUUUCAAGACGGGAUUCACUGGUUAGAGGAAGUUAGUGCAUGGGCCGAGCAGUACGAGAUACAGCAUAUGAAACCACAUCCAAGAAAUAAAGAGAUCGCAGACAAAACAAUCGAUGUUUUGGUAUAUAACCUACCAGGAUUUAUGAAGCCACUGGGGGUAUACUUUGUCUCAUUUCUGAUGGAUGAUAGACUUCGCGAGGCAAUGAUGAUUGAUCACCCUCCAGCAUUUUUCUCUGCUGUGUUCGCAUCUAUCUUCCAAAUUCGCAAAUUGUACUUGCGAUAUUUCGCUCUACCGCGACCUGAAUUCAUGCGGUUGGAUGUAUUCACUGAGAAGCCCAAUAAGCAUGGACGGAACUUUGUGUUAACAUAUGAAGGCGCGCCUUUCUAUGUGCAACCCACGAUCUGGAAUCGAUGGGGCCCUACUGCCUGGUUGAAAUGGGCAGCGGGGCAGCCUUUGCCUGGCGAUGAUGGUAAUAAAUACUAUCCUCAAGGAUACUACACACCUGACCUUGGGCCAAAGUAUUUCGAAGGAAAAGGGCACAAGGAGGUGGAGACAAUCAAGGAGAGCCUCAAAGAGCAGAGAAUGGGCCUGUGUCCGUUUCCCUGA